Apaloderma vittatum (bar-tailed trogon) is the source of this 3072-nucleotide messenger RNA. It is a transcript of the gene COL6A1, whose product is annotated as collagen, type VI, alpha 1. The transcript is spliced from 35 exons. The coding region runs from base 1 to 3072 and encodes 1023 amino acids. The record is from RefSeq and is a predicted model, not a curated record. NCBI's taxonomy places the organism in Eukaryota, Metazoa, Chordata, Aves, Trogoniformes, Trogonidae.
AUGAGGCUGCGAGACUUUAUAUUCACUUUGCUGCUCCAGGCCGGCUUCCUGGGGGGAGGCUUGUAUGCUCAGCCUCAAGACAGAACCACCCAGGUCACAAAUGCAGAAGACUGCCCCGUGGACCUGUUCUUCGUCCUGGACACAUCAGAGAGCGUCGCCCUGAGGGUGAAGCCCUUUGGGGACCUGGUUGCCCAAGUGAAAGACUUCACCAACCGGUUCAUUGACAAGUUGACAGACAGGUACUACCGCUGCGACCGCAAUCUGGUGUGGAACGCGGGGGCACUGCACUACAGCGACGAGGUCGUGCUCAUCAAGAGCCUCACCUCAAUGCCCAGCGGCCGGAAUGAGCUGAAGAGCCGCGUCUCGUCUGUGAACUAUAUUGGGAAGGGAACGUACACUGACUGUGCCAUAAAGAGAGGCAUUGAGGAGCUACUCAUCAGUGGCUCCCAUCACAAGGAGAAUAAAUACCUGAUCGUAGUGACGGAUGGACACCCCCUGGAAGGGUACAAGGAACCCUGCGGAGGCCUGGACGAUGCUGCCAAUGAAGCCAAACAUUUGGGGAUCAAAGUGUUCUCCGUUGCCAUCUCCCCCAACCACCUGGACCAGCGGCUCAACAUCAUUGCCACAGACCAUGCCUACCGCCGCAACUUCACUGCCACCAGCCUGAAGCCAACCCGGGAGCUUGACGUGGAGGAAACCAUUAAUACCAUCAUUGACAUGAUUAAACUCAACACAGAGCAAUCGUGCUGCUCCUUCGAGUGCCAGCCUCCCCGAGGGCCUCCCGGACCUCCUGGUGACCCAGGCAAUGAGGGAGAAAGAGGCAAGCCAGGUCUUCCCGGCGAGAAAGGAGGAGCUGGAGAGCCAGGCAGGCCAGGAGACAUGGGACCUGUUGGCUACCAAGGAAUGAAGGGUGACAAAGGAAGUCGAGGAGAAAAGGGCUCGAGAGGAGCCAAAGGAGCCAAGGGUGAGAAGGGCAGGCGUGGAAUUGAUGGCAUUGAUGGCAUGAAGGGUGAAGCUGGAUACCCUGGGUUACCUGGCUGCAAAGGCUCACCUGGAUUCGAUGGAGCUCAAGGCCCACCUGGACCAAAAGGAGAUCCUGGUGCUUACGGACCCAAGGGAGGAAAGGGAGAGCCUGGGGAUGAUGGAAAACCUGGCCGACAGGGGAUUCCCGGCAGCCCUGGAGAGAAGGGUGCACCUGGAAACAGAGGUGAGCCUGGGCCAGUAGGAGAGACAGGCGAUGAGGGUGCUCCAGGUGCCGAUGGUCCUCCCGGAGAGCGGGGUAACAAUGGAGAGGGAGGUCCCCCAGGCUCACCUGGUGACCGCGGGCCAAGAGGAGAGCCGGGAGAGCCUGGACCACCUGGUGACCAAGGGCGGGAAGGACCCCUCGGACCACCUGGCGACCCGGGUGAGAUUGGACCCCCAGGACCCAAGGGCUACAGAGGAGACGACGGUCCUCGUGGCAAUGAGGGCCCAAAAGGAUUGCCUGGAGCACGUGGGCUGCCUGGAGACCCCGGCUUGAUGGGAGAAAGGGGGGAGGAUGGCCCUCCUGGCAAUGGCACAACUGGAUUCACAGGCGCCCCAGGACGACCAGGAGACAGAGGUGACCCUGGCAUUAAUGGAACAAAAGGCUAUGUUGGUCCAAAAGGUGAUGAGGGAGAAGCUGGAGACCCUGGCAAUGAUAACCCAACCCCUGGCCCCAGGGGCAUCAAAGGAGCUAAAGGCCGCAGGGGACCUGAGGGCCGCCCGGGACCACCAGGACCUGUGGGGCCUCCAGGACCAGAUGAAUGUGAAAUCUUGGACAUCAUCAUGAAGAUGUGCUCUUGCUGUGAGUGCACCUGCGGUCCCGUCGACCUCCUCUUCGUAUUGGACAGCUCAGAAAGCAUUGGUCUGCAGAACUUCCAGAUUGCCAAGGACUUCAUCAUCAAAGUCAUCGACCGCCUGAGCAAGGACGAGCGUGUGAAGUUUGAAGCUGGGGAGUCCCGUGUGGGCGUUGUGCAGUACAGCCAUGGCAACACGCAGGAGCUGGUGGCCAUGGGGGAUGCCAACAUAGACAACAUCGGGGCACUCAAACAGGCAGUCAAGAACCUGAAAUGGAUAGCUGGGGGCACCUUCACUGGAGAAGCCCUGCAGUUCACCAGGGAAAAUCUGCUGCAGAGAUUCACCUCUGACAAGCGCGUCGCCAUCGUCAUCACUGAUGGGCGUUCCGACACGCUACGGGACCCCACGCCACUCAACUCUCUGUGCGAUGUCACCCCGGUGGUUUCCCUUGGGAUAGGUGACAUUUUCCGGAACCCUCCAAAUCCAGAUCACCUGAAUGACAUUGCUUGUUUAAGCAGACCAACCAGGCCAGGACUAUCUAUUCAAAGGGACAACUAUGCUGAGCUCCUGGAUGACACCUUCUUGCAGAACAUCACCUCAUACGUCUGCCAAGAGAAGAAAUGUCCGGACUACACCUGCCCAAUCACCUUCGACAGGCUGGCAGACAUCACGCUGCUGGUGGACAGCUCCACCAGCGUGGGGAGCAAGAACUUCGAAACCACCAAGAAGUUUGUGAAGCGGCUGGCGGAGCGGUUCCUGGAAGCCGGCAAGCUUGCCGAAGACUCCGUGCGUGUCUCAGUGGUCCAGUACAGUGGCAGGAACCAGCAGAAAGUGGAAGCGCAGUUCCAGCACAACUACACAGUCAUCGCCAAAGCCAUUGACAACAUGGAAUUCAUUAACGACGCCACGGACGUCAACGCUGCUCUGCAGUUCGUCACGACGCUGUACCAGCGGUCUUCCCGUGCCGGGGCGAUGAAGAGGGUGCUGGUGUUUUCUGAUGGAAACUCCCAAGGGAUCACCCCAAGGGCCAUCGAGAGGGCUGUGCAGGAAGCUCAGCAGGCUGACAUUGAGAUCUAUGUGCUGGCAGUGGGCAGCCAGGCCAAUGAGCCUAACAUCCGUGUCCUGGUCACAGGGAAGAGCGCAGAUUACGACGUGGUCUAUGGGGAACGCCACCUCUUCCGUGUGCCCGACUAUACUUCUCUGCUGCGUGGCGUCUUCUACCAAACUGUCUCCAGGAAGAUCGCUGUUGACUGA